AUGGAUUCUCUUGACAAUAACCAUUUCUUGCGAUUCAAGUUCCCACGAAUUUCUUCUAAUACUCUUCGUGCAGCCGGUGUUUACUUUGCCGGAUCUCUUUAUGCUAUCGGAUUUUACUCACUACUCGACUCUGCACUCUAUUCAAAGCAUGUGAAUGGGUCCACAGUUCAUGUUAAGUUCGCCGACUGGCUUCCAUUUUUAUUUUCUUCGCUUGGAAUGCUGGUCAUUAAUUCAGUUGAUAAAUCUUUGCUUUCUGCUGCGAAUUUUUCCUUUGGAGCAUCUUCUUCAGGAUCUGCAGCUGAUUGGCAAGCUAAAGUGAUUUUAUUUAUGGGGUUUGCUCUGCUGGCAGGCGGCCUCGCUGGUAGUAUUGUUUUAUUGGUUCUUAGAUAUAUUGUCCCUAACUUCCCAAUGCCUACUCUGAGUAUGGGUAUUGAAAAUGUGGUUGCUAACGGAGCUGUAAUGCUAAGCUGUGUUGUUUUGUGGGUUGCGCAGAAUGUAGAGGAUGAAUAUAGUUACUCUCUCCAGUUAUAA
Messenger RNA from Magnusiomyces paraingens, 531 nucleotides. RefSeq lists its product as uncharacterized. The record is from RefSeq and is a predicted model, not a curated record. The transcript is spliced from 2 exons. The coding region runs from base 1 to 531 and encodes 176 amino acids. Gene Ontology annotation, cellular component: fungal-type vacuole membrane; Vps55/Vps68 complex. Gene Ontology annotation, biological process: late endosome to vacuole transport via multivesicular body sorting pathway; protein targeting to vacuole. Lineage: Eukaryota; Fungi; Ascomycota; Dipodascomycetes; Dipodascales; Dipodascaceae.